CACGCCUCAACACGCCCCCUUUGUCCGGGUUUGUGUAAAGUUUUGACUCUUAACCGCUUCGAUGAGACAAACUGUAUUUAUUUCGAAGCUAACUCAUCUAAUACAUCCGCUUUUACGACAUGUUUGGAUGUAAUUGAUUUUUGUUUGGACCCUGUUGGAUGUAAGCGACGAAACCGAGAGCAGGAUCCGUGGGGAGUCGAAGGAGGUUCGUACGUUACUGAAGUCAGUGUUAACGUUGCCCAUUUUGAGAGAGCUCCGGAAGAGUAUCCUGGACAAAACGCACAUCACACACAAACACACACUUCCCAGCCCCACUGCUGUGGUGAAUAUUAGCUGAGAGAAACCCCAACUGUUGUGCACUGGAUUCCACCAUCGGAAAACCACUUUGUAAGGGCAAAAACUUUCAAUAUUUUGUUCUCUCUGGGACGCACAACUUUUCCCUAAUGGAUUACUUUCUGGACUUGGCUCGGAUCAGCUCUUCAUAAUGCUCUUCGAUGGCUGUGAGCAGUGCAGUGGUUAGCAUGCAGAAUGAAAACCGAACGUUUGUCCACUACAGGAUGGAGGCGUCCUGUUUGGAUCUGGCUCUGGAGGCAGAGCGUCUGUGUAAGGUGGGAGAUUACAGCGCCGGUGUUUCGUACUUCGAGGCUGCCAUACAGGUUGGCACAGAAGACCUACAGGUUCUAAGCGCCGUCUACAGUCAGCUGGGGAAUGCCUACUUCCACCUGCACGACUACAGCAAAGCUCUGGAGUUCCACCACCAUGAUCUUACACUCACUAGGACCACUGGUGAUCGGCUUGGUGAGGCCAAAGCCAGCGGAAACCUGGGGAACACAUUAAAGGUUUUGGGACGCUUUGAUGAAGCGAUUGUCUGCUGCCAGAGACAUUUAGAUAUUGCCAGGGAACUGGGUGACAAGGUUGGGCAGGCCAGAGCACUUUACAAUUUUGGAAACGUGUACCAUGCCAAGGGGAAGAGUGUCUGCUGGAGUGGAGCAGAACCUGGAGACUUUCCUGAGGAGAUCAUGACAGCACUUAGAAGAGCCGCUGAGUAUUAUGAGGCGAACUUGUGUAUCGUAAAGGAGCUUGGAGACAGAGCUGCACAGGGGAGGACCUAUGGAAAUCUAGGGAACACCUACUACCUGCUGGGAAACUUCAGGGAUGCCGUGGCCUCUCAUGAACAGCGUCUGCUUAUCGCUAAAGAGUUCGGUGACCGGUCUGCAGAGAGAAGAGCCUACUGCAACCUGGGAAAUGCUUGCAUAUUUCUUGGGGAGUUUGAAAGGGCUGCAGAACAUUACAGGAGAGCUCUACAGAUAGCCCGACAGCUGAAGGAUCUGGCGGUGGAGGCUCAGGCCUGCUACAGUCUGGGUAACACAUACACACUAAUGCAGGACUUCGAGAGAGCCAUAGACUACCAUCUCAAACAUCUCAUCAUCGCUCAGGACCUCAAUGACAGAAUCGGUGAAGGCAGGGCCUGCUGGAGUUUAGGGAAUGCACAUACAGCAUUAGGCAAUCAUGACCAAGCUAUGCACUUCGCAGAGAAACACUUGGAAAUCUCAAAAGAGACCGGAGAUCGUAGCGGUGAGUUGACUGCUCGCAUGAACGUCUCAGAUCUUCAGAUGGUGCUCGGCAUCAGUUACAGCACAAACAAUUCAGUUCUGUCAGAGAAUAAAGAGAUCGACUACAACCUGCAUGGAGCCAGACCCAGGAUGAGCCGACGACACAGUAUGGAGAACCUUGAGCUGCUGAAACUCACUCCUGACAAGAUCAACGCCAAUGGUCAGAAGUGGACCAGUGACAUCCUCUUCAAGCAGUCCAAAUCCUCACUAGCCAAGUCAUCUUCAAAGCUAUCUUUUGUGAAUCGUUUCCGAGGAAAGAAGCACAAACUGCAGAGCAGCUCCAGUAAAAUCCUGCAGGAUACCAGCAACACACGGGACGCUCCUCAAAGCAAACAUGGAAGUACAGACAUGUUAGGAGACGAGGGCUUCUUUGACUUGCUGAGUCGAUUUCAGAGCAACCGGAUGGAUGACCAGCGCUGUGCCAUACAAGAUAGCAAGAGCCACCUGUCUGUUAACUCCAUCAGCGCUUCUCCACCCACCACACCACCCAGAACCAUCAGGAAAUCAUUCUCAGAGUCAGCUGCAAGUCCAGGUCAGGAGCCGUUUCUCAGACUGCUGGCGAAUGCUCAGGGCAGGAGGCUGGAUGAGCAGAGGGCAGGAACGGGGAACAGUUUGCCUGGCCUGCGCACCCUGAAUGAACACAGCAGCACCAACAACAGACAGAUGAUCCUCAGCCAGGUCAUGGCCAGCACAGACGCCACCGAACCCGACGACCAGUUCUUUGACAUGCUCGUCAAGUGUCAGGGGUCCCGCCUUGAAGAUCAGAGGUGUGCCCCUCCUCCGCCCUCCACUCGUGGCCCCACCGUCCCAGAUGAAGACUUCUUCAGCCUCAUCAUGCGCUCACAGGCCAAGAGGAUGGAUGAGCAGAGAGUCACGCUUCCCUCCUGCCGCUGAUCAAGCAUGCACUUAUUCUUCUGAGCUCCGUAUCAAGAAAUGAGCUCUCUUUGAUGCACAUUACAGACCUCACUCUGGUAAAACAGUGAAGAUCACGUAACAUGCCAUCAGUCUGAACUGUCCUGUCUGCUACAUGACUAUGAGUGGCGUAUUAUUUACACUUUUACUAAUCAACUCUGGGAGGGGGGAGAGGUUUUUAUGUAAAUAACACUUUUAAUUUUGAUUUGGAUUGACGCUCUUUGUACAUUUUGCAUUUAUAAUGGUUUUAAAGGAUGUUUUAGCUCGGCAUGAAUUGCUUUGGUUAUGAUCACUACAGUAAUUCAUACAAAUGUAUCUUUUGAUGCAAAACUGCAGGUUUGAUUGUAUUUAUUUAACAUUUUUAUUGUUGGUAGUUGCCUAAUACUUAAUAUUAGAUUUGUAUUUGUGACAAAUAACUUUGUCUUUUUUGUAUUAUCACGUUUAGUUUAUAAAAGAAGUGGUUAAACUUAAGUGUCCAAUUGGAAGAUUCACUACAGCUGUAUAGCAAUAAAACCUGUACACAAACAUUUCACAUUUAGUUUUUCAAAUGCUUUAUUAGACAAGAUGUAAGCACAGUAAACAGAAUGUUUUUCACAGGCAGGCAGAUCAUUUAAAUGUUCCUUAUUUUCAAAAAUUAGUCAUGAAAUAUCAUGGGAUAUUAAAAUGUCCAUUCCAGACACUAAAGGUCAA
Molecule: messenger RNA, 3215 nt
Organism: Danio rerio (zebrafish)
Lineage: Eukaryota; Metazoa; Chordata; Actinopteri; Cypriniformes; Danionidae
Source: RefSeq, a predicted model, not a curated record